AUGACAACAGAUCCAGCCACAGAAGAUAACCAGAGUGCUGAAAUCUCUCAAACUUGCACAAAAUCACAAGAAUCAAGCGAUAACAUUACCGAAGGCGGCAAGGAUAAGUUGUUGAUUUCUAUAAGGGACUAUGUUAACGACACAACAAAGAAACCCCAAAUAGGAAGGGUUCCAUCACUGCUGCGUGAAUCAAAAAAUGGUUGUUUUGAUCCUCUCGUAGUUUCGAUAGGCCCUUAUCAUCAUGGAAAUCCAAAUCUCAAAGCAUUUGAGGAGCUAAAAAUUCCAAUCGCGCAGAAAUUUUGGCAUGCCUGUGAAAAUAAACUCUCCAUCGAACUGAUGUAUGAAACGGUGGCAAUGGAGGGUGAAAGGGCCCGCGAAUGCUAUGAGAAAGGCUCGGCUUGUAAUGACGAUGAAUUGUUCAACAGAAUAAUGUUUCUUGAUGCUUGCUUUGUGCUUUAUGUUUUGUGUACUAACUUACAGGAAGAGGAACAAAACGAAGUUACUGAACGACUGGUUAAGAGUUUCUACUCUGUGUUGAGGGACUUGCUCUUGCUAGAGAAUCAAAUUCCUUUACUAGUACUAAAAGUUCUGUUGAAAUUCAGGUUUCGAAGAGAAAAAGACCAGACACCAUUUAAACAGAAGUUCCCGAAGCCGUACAUCUUAAUGCCACCUCAUUCAUACACUAAUGCUGUCGAGAAUUUUCUUGCACGAAUGAAGGGACGCAGCACUACAAGUGGUCAAGAAAUGAAUAAAUGGAAACUAGAGUUGGAUUCAAGCCCUCACCUUCUACAUCUACUGCGGGAACACUUCGUCAGUCCAUUUAUGCAUGAAGACUCAAACAAGAGCUUAUUGUUCGAAUGGGAAUCGCGUCGUUCAGUAACUGAGCUCAAAUCAGCAGGAAUUCAUUUCAAACCAAGCCAAACUGGAAAUUUUACUGAUGUAGAAUUCAAAUCUCACCUUAUUUAUGGUACUCUUACACUUCCUCCACUCAUUGUUGAUGAUACAACAAAAUCUUUCCUAUUAAACUUGGUAGCUUAUGAAAAGUGUCCCCAUGGCCCUUCUGAUUUGCACAUUACGUCAUACAUUUGUCUAAUGGCUUCACUCAUUCAUCAUCCUGAUGAUGUUAAAGAGCUCGAGAAGAAAAGAAUUCUUGUCAGCUAUUUAGGCAGUGAUGAAAAAUUGUUUCAACUCUUUGACGAGAUAUCUAAGGAUUUGGCACCUGAUUCUUUUUCAUAUGCAUAUGCAAACUAUCAGAUUGAAAAUCAUUGCCAGAAAAAAUUACCAGCCUGGGUACAAUCGUGGAUGGUUGAAGAAUGGAUGCAUAAAUAUUUUAGCAGUCCUUGGGCUUUCUUGGCCGUUCUAGGUGCAAUUAUCGCCCUUUUCCUUACAGCGGUACAGACAUAUUUUACUGUUUUUCCGCGCAAAACCUAA
Messenger RNA from Fraxinus pennsylvanica, 1431 nucleotides. NCBI's taxonomy places the organism in Eukaryota, Viridiplantae, Streptophyta, Magnoliopsida, Lamiales, Oleaceae. The record is from the annotation of a GenBank genome assembly.